Myotis myotis is the source of this 5116-nucleotide messenger RNA. It is a transcript of the gene EHD4, whose product is annotated as EH domain containing 4. NCBI's taxonomy places the organism in Eukaryota, Metazoa, Chordata, Mammalia, Chiroptera, Vespertilionidae. The transcript is spliced from 6 exons. Gene Ontology annotation, biological process: endocytosis; endosomal transport. Bases 127 to 1752 code for a protein of 541 amino acids. Gene Ontology annotation, molecular function: protein binding; calcium ion binding; GTP binding. Gene Ontology annotation, cellular component: cytoplasm; plasma membrane. The record is from RefSeq and is a predicted model, not a curated record.
GGAGAGCGCCGCUCGGGCAGUUCAGUGCGAGCCCGAAGGGUCAGACCCGAGUGGCGUGGCAGCGCGGCGCCGGGCUGAGAGCGGGGGCGCGGGGCGCGGACGGUGGGCUCGCGGACGGGCGGCAGGAUGUUCAGCUGGAUGGGGCGGCAGGCGGGCGGGCGCGAGCGCUCGGGCGGCGCGGAUGCCGUGCAGACGGUGACGGGCGGCCUGCGUUCGCUCUACCUGCGCAAGGUGCUACCUCUGGAGGAGGCGUACCGCUUCCACGAGUUCCACUCGCCCGCGCUGGAGGACGCCGACUUCGACAACAAGCCCAUGAUCCUCCUGGUGGGCCAGUACAGCACGGGCAAGACCACCUUCAUCAGAUACUUAUUGGAGCAAGAUUUCCCUGGCAUGAGGAUUGGUCCAGAGCCCACCACUGAUUCCUUCAUCGCUGUGAUGUAUGGGGAGAACGAGGGCAGCACUCCAGGGAAUGCGUUAGUUGUGGACCCCAAAAAGCCAUUCCGAAAGCUUGGUCGCUUUGGAAAUGCUUUCCUGAAUCGAUUCAUGUGCUCCCAGCUGCCCAAUCAGGUCCUGAAGAGCAUCAGCAUCAUCGACAGCCCGGGCAUCCUGUCUGGGGAGAAGCAGCGCAUCAGCCGAGGGUACGACUUCUGCCAGGUCCUGCAGUGGUUCGCUGAGCGGGUCGACAGGAUCAUCUUGCUCUUUGACGCUCACAAACUGGACAUUUCGGACGAGUUUUCCGAGGCCAUCAAGGCCUUCCGGGGCCAGGACGACAAGAUCCGCGUGGUGCUGAACAAGGCCGACCAAGUGGACACGCAGCAGCUGAUGCGUGUCUACGGGGCCCUCAUGUGGUCCCUGGGCAAAGUCAUCAACACGCCCGAGGUGCUGCGUGUCUACAUCGGCUCCUUCUGGGCACAGCCCCUGCAGAACACUGACAACCGCCGGCUCUUCGAGGCCGAGGCCCAGGACCUCUUCAGAGAUAUCCAGAGCCUCCCCCAGAAGGCAGCGGUGCGCAAGCUCAACGACCUCAUCAAGCGAGCGAGGCUGGCCAAGGUACACGCCUACAUCAUCAGCCACCUGAAAAAGGAGAUGCCGAGUGUUUUUGGAAAGGAAAACAAGAAAAGAGAGCUUAUCGACAGGUUGCCAGAAAUCUACAUUCAGCUGCAGCGAGAAUACCAGAUUUCUGCAGGGGACUUCCCGGAGGUCAAGGCAAUGCAGGAACAGCUUGAGAGCUACGACUUCACCAAAUUCCACUCGCUGAAGCCCAAGCUGAUCGAGGCCGUGGACAACAUGCUGACCAGUAAGAUCUCAUCCCUGAUGAGCCUCAUCAGCCAGGAGGAGCUGAACACGCCCAUGCAGCUCGUGCAGGGCGGCGCCUUCGAUGGCACCUCCGAGGGCCCCUUCAACCAGGGCUACGGGGAGGGCGCCAAGGAGGGUGCCGACGAGGAGGAGUGGGUGGUGGCCAAAGACAAGCCCGUCUACGAUGAGCUCUUCUAUGCCCUGUCGCCCAUCAAUGGCAAGAUAUCAGGGGUCAACGCCAAGAAGGAGAUGGUGACCUCCAAGCUGCCCAACAGUGUCCUGGGCAAGAUCUGGAAGCUGGCCGACUGUGACUGUGACGGCAUGCUGGACGAGGAGGAGUUCGCGCUGGCCAAGCACCUCAUCAAGAUCAAGCUGGACGGCUACGAGCUGCCCAACAGCCUGCCUCCCCACCUGGUGCCCCCUUCUCACAGGAAGUCCUUUCAGAAGGCCGACUGAGGGGCGGGCCACGCACAAGGCAGGCAGUGCGGAGUGGGGCUCCUGGGACUGGGGCCUGAGGUCCUUGCUGCCACUGACUCACUGAGUGACCCCGAGAAAGGCACUGCCCUCUCUGCCUCAGUUUCCCCAUCUGUAGAAUGGGAGGGCAGACAUUGGACACUAGAUGAGGUCCUUUCACCUCUAAAAUUCCCUGAGUUUUUAUUAAAAUACUGGGGGGAGGUGGGUAAGGAGAUUGUAAUGGUGGAAAAGAAAUGGAAAUUGACCAAAGAGUACUCAGAAUCCUGGAGAGACGUAAGUGUGGGGGUGGGCUUGCUGGAGCCCCAGGAGAUUGUGGUGUGAGCUGGGGCUUCCCUGGACCACUCAUCAUCAUAAACCUGUUUGCCCUGUGGGAGCAAAGAUGAUCUUGUUUGUUUCCUUAUAUAUUUAGGGGGGAGGGGGGAAUAGGGCAGAGAGGGUUUCUGUUCUCUCUAAACUGUCUACCAAAGAGAAGGCGACUGGUGCCCACAGUUUGAAAGCAGGGUGUAGUGCCUGCCUAUGCCCCAUGCCUUCUGCAGCCCCGAGCAGAACAGGCAGCUGGCCGCAAACAGGGUCUGUCCCAGCAUCACACUCACUGGCCCUCCCAGCACCCGCCCCGGGCCUUCCCCGCCAAGUUGUAUUUGGUUAGGAACUUGGAAUUACUUAGGAAUUGAUUAAUAAUUCGUUUUAUUAGCCCCAGCAAGAUUUCAAGUCAUGUUGGAGUCUGAAGAUUAGCUUUUCUUACUGGUCUGUCCAAUAAUUUGUAGCGAAGUCUAUUUAUCGUACUCACACUACAGUGAGGAAAAGAGGUGGUUCUCCCCAGUUGUCACUUAGCCUUGUUACAGGCCCCCAGGGCUCCUUGGUCAACGGCAGGAUUUAAAUUCAGCAAAUCGUGUCUCAGUGAGCAGAGUCCGGGCCUGCGGACACGGGGAUGAGAAGCCAGCCUGCACGGCUGUCAGGGAUAAGAGAUCGGUCUACUAGCCUUAGAUACUAUUUUCAUUUUCAUUUUUUAAAGGCAUUUUUAUUAUGUCUAGGUUUUUGGUUUUUUCCUUAUAGGAUAAAAGCCUUUAUACAGAAACAGGAUGGAACCUUUCCUAUAAAAACUUUUCUUCAAAGAGCUGUGUGGCUUGUAUCAUGAAUGCCCAUCGCGAGGCAGGAUUUGGGCAGGCCCGUAUCUAGCGGCUCCCUGAGGGUCUCUCCCAGGUCCCCCAUGUCAGCCCCUCUGGACCGAGCACUUGGGCCCUGUGUCGGGUGGAGGUGUUAAUGCUCGCCUCCACCCUCCCUGCCAUGUGGGCGCUGGCUCGGCCCAGUGCCUUUCACCAUGACUUAGGCAGAAAAGGGGACAGACGCAAAAUAAUGACGGCGUGGCCGCAUGGCUGGGGCCCUGCCAGCACCAGACAUGCGUGAAAUCAGAGCGGCCCCACCCGAGCCUCCCAAAAGCCACAUUGUGGUUUUUUCUGAUGUUACCUGUGACAUCAGGGUCAGAACUGCAGGCUUAAGAGAAAUGUUUUACUUUAGAGAAGCAUGCGUCCAGAUGCCAGCCCGCACACUCCCUAGCUUGCUGUCUCAAUAAUUUUGUUUUAAGAGAAAUAAAUGCAUAGCAUGGUUUUUAUUCUUACUGAGCACUUUAAAAUUAAUUAGACGCAGAAAAGGGACGGUUACAAUUCCUGCUGUAUUAUGAGCAGAGUUCUGUGAAUGCAUGGGGACUGCCCACCUGUGUAGCACAGUGGCGUCCACUGAAGGGCAGCACCGAGAGAGGGAGAGAGAGAGUUCAAUCGUCCACAGGUUCAGAGAUGCCAGGGUUAGCCAAUUUUCCAUCCAGAAUUAUCUUGCUGCUUUAACUCUACUGAAUUGUCACAUAUAAAGAUAAAUAUAUACACAUAUAUGUCACAUAAAUAUGUAUUUUUGAACUUGUCAAUGUGUACAUAUGUAGAUAUAGCCAAAGGUUGUGUAUGUAGAGACAUGUAAGAAAAGUGUUUUAGGGAGCCAAUGGACUGAGGUUUCUGGUUUCUGUGUGGACAGAAACGGAUGGUAUUGUGACCUCUACCCCAUGCCCUCAGGGGGAGAGCAUCGGACAGCUGAAUCCUUUCCCUGCUCAGGAAAAAAAGGGGGGAAAUCGUGUGACCCUUUUUUCUUAAUAUCUUCUCUUCCCACAUGAAGUCAUUGGAAUUGACUGGAAAGAAAAACACUGGGAAACAUUAGGGAUGGCCCCCAAGUGAGAAACCGUAUCUUCCCAGGACUGGCACAAAGUUCCUUUAAUUGUGUCCGAAACAUUCAUUAUCCCUACCCCCAACCCCACGCAGCAGGGCAGGGGGACAGGAGGGCCUGUCCACCUCGACGGACCUUCUUGCCGUCCCACGCCACCCCAGUUCUCAAAGUUCCCCUCCCCAGAGUGUUUACAGGUGGUUGGGAGGGUGGCAGUAGGUGAACUCUAGCUCUAGGAACUAUCUUCGCGCUCCCCAUGGUUCCACAAGAGAAAAUCUGGUUGUACACAGCACGUGAUACCACAUAACAGACCUCUGCAGUCUGGCGUUUGGGGGGAAUGAAGACUUUAGCCUCUUCUUCCCAGUUGUGAGCCUGCUAUGAGGCCCUCCUGCACCAUCUGUAACGGACCGCACUGAGACCUGCCCCGGCUCCCCAGCUCUGUCGCACAUGCAGGCGGCCACCUGCCUCAGCCUCCGGCUCCAGCCCAGCAUCUCCCCUUCCUCCCCGAGCACCUGGACGGCCCACGGCGGGUCCCUCCUCAGUGGGGAGGGCCAUUCAGUGAGUUGGCGUUUGCUUCCCCAGGGCUAGACUGGGCUGUUUGGAACACAGUCAUUGUGCAGCAGUAGUGUCUUCGGACUUGGGCUUUGGUUGCUCCCACAAAUGGCCUUGAAGAGCUGAAUUCUGAUCCUAUUACCAGAGGACUGAGUGUCAGAGGGCAUGGGCAGCAAAUGCCUCCUGCUCUCUCCUCAGCCGCUGCCCUCCUUACCAGCUCACAGGAGACGCCCUGGCAGAGCCUGGCCCCCCUGCCCCAGCCACAGUCCCUCCCAGUGUCUGCGGGUCCUCAGGAGCCCCUCUCCACCCCCCGGGGAAUGUCUUGUACUGGAGUCCACCGCCCGGCGUCCUGCCGGACACCCAACACCUGGAUAAGUCGCCUUGAGGAUAAGGAGGGCAUUUAACAAGAACAUUCUUGGGACAGAUAAGCACUGAGUUUAUUCAGGUAAACGGGCCUGAUUUAAGAGUGUGUCAGGUUACCUGUCAAUUAGCCAAUGCAGUUAAUACACAAUGCUUCUGUUUGUUUUGUAACCUUGUUUAGAAGUCAAACAAAAGACACCGUCUACUGAUCAAUAAACUUCUGAAAAAAUCA